CUUACUCUCUAAGCAAUCAUGUACAGAGUGGCAAGCGCAUCGGAGUACCUGGUGAUCACCGGAGUCGGAAUCAACGACGUAAAGCUCUCAAAAAAGGCAUGGAUUCUCCCCGGCCAGUCAUGCACUGUGUUCGACGUAUCUCCGGUCAACUACACCUUUGAAGUCCAAGCCAUGAGCGCCGAGAAGCUCCCCUUCGUCCUCCCUGCCGUCUUCACCAUUGGCCCACGUUUGGAGGAUGAGCACAGCCUCCAACGCUACGCUAAGCUCAUCUCGCCUCACGAUAAGCUCUCCCACCAUGUCAAGGAGCUCGUCCAGGGGAUCAUCGAGGGAGAGACGCGUGUCCUCGCGGCCUCGAUGACUAUGGAGGAGAUCUUCAGAGGCACAAAAGAGUUUAAACAAGAGGUAUUUGAGAAAGUUCAGCUUGAACUUAAUCAAUUUGGGCUUCUGAUCUACAAUGCUAACGUGAAACAACUUGUGGAUGUGCCUGGACACGAGUAUUUCUCUUACUUAGGACAAAAGACUCAGAUGGAAGCGGCAAACCAGGCCAGGAUUGAUGUGGCAGAGGCGAGGAUGAAGGGGGAAAUUGGAUCGAAGCUGAGAGAAGGACAGACGCUUCAGAAUGCGGCGAAGAUCGACGCCGAGACGAAGAUCAUAUCGACACAGAGACAAGGACAAGGGAAGAAGGAGGAGAUUAAAAUUAAGAGUGAGGUGAAGGUGUAUGAGAAUCAGAGGGAGGCUGAGGUGGCGGAGGCAAAUGCCGAACUGGCGAUGAAGAAGGCCGGUUGGGCUAAGGACGCUCAGGUGGCUGAGGUCGAGGCGGCCAAGGCAGUGGCGCUUAGAGACGCUGAGCUGCAGAGAGAGGUGGAGAGGAUGAACGCUUUGACAAGGACGGAGAAGCUCAAGGCGGAGUUCCUUAGCAAAGCCACCGUUGAAUAUGAGACAAAGGUGCAAGAAGCCAAUUGGGAGCUGUACAAGAAACAAAAAGAAGCAGAAGCAAUCCUUUAUGAAAAGGAGAAAGAGGCGUCGGCGAAAAAGGCUAUAGCUGAAGCCGACUUCUACUCUCGGCAACAAGCAGCGGACGGAGAAUUCUACGCGAAGAAGAAAGAAGCGGAGGGACUCAUUGCUUUGGGUGAAGCCCAAGGCGCAUAUCUACGCACUCUUCUUGAUUCUCUUGGAGGCAACUACGGCGCUUUGAGGGACUACCUCCUGAUUAGCGGCGGCAUGUUUCAAGACAUUGCGAGGAUCAAUGCUGACGCUGUUCGCGGUCUUCAACCCAAGAUCAGUAUUUGGACUAAUGGUAACGGUGGAGAUGAUACGGCCGGCGCUUCUGGGUCUUCUUCUAAUGUGGCUAUGAAAGAGGUUGCUGGAGUUUAUCGAAUGUUGCCGCCGUUGUUUAAGACCGUUCAAGAGCAGACUGGAAUGCUGCCACCCCCUUGGAUGGGAGCCUUGACUGAUUAAUUAUUCAAUGGUAUUCCAUGGUUAAUUUUGUUGUUGUGGGAUCGUUCUUGGGUGGCCAGGUGUUAAAUGUUAAUGUUAUAUGGUGAUUUGUGUGAAAAAAUAAUUAUGUUUCAUGCUAUAUUAUACUUUAAAAUCUUUUUGGU
This is a messenger RNA of Humulus lupulus (European hop), 1601 nucleotides long. RefSeq names its product flotillin-like protein 4. The record is from RefSeq and is a predicted model, not a curated record. Gene Ontology annotation, cellular component: plasma membrane; plasma membrane raft. Lineage: Eukaryota; Viridiplantae; Streptophyta; Magnoliopsida; Rosales; Cannabaceae. The transcript has 2 exons. Gene Ontology annotation, biological process: protein localization to plasma membrane. The coding region runs from base 19 to 1458 and encodes 479 amino acids.